Molecule: messenger RNA, 3304 nt
Organism: Solea solea (common sole)
Lineage: Eukaryota; Metazoa; Chordata; Actinopteri; Pleuronectiformes; Soleidae
Gene: alpi.1
Product: alkaline phosphatase, intestinal, tandem duplicate 1
Exons: 13
Coding region: 790-2412 (540 amino acids)
Biological process (GO): dephosphorylation
Cellular component (GO): plasma membrane
Molecular function (GO): alkaline phosphatase activity
Source: RefSeq, a predicted model, not a curated record
AACUAAAACAUGGACGGUAACUGAAUCCAGCUGUAGUUCCUUAAUGGACGUACGGAAGUCAGUCACCAGGGGGCAGUCUAUAUUUUUUUGUUUCUAUUGUCCAUCUUAAUACUUGUAUUAGUCCUGAGCGUGGCGCCAUGGCCCUGGGCUAGUCUGGAACCAUGGAAGUGCUCAGUACUGGACACUUUGAAAGAGGACCUGCUGCUGAUUCUGAGCACAUUUUAAGACUCUACUCGGUUUAUUUUGCUUUUCCAUUGUGGAUAGUACCUGGUACCAGGUACUUUUUGUGGUACCUGCUCUGGCGAGGUUCCAAGCGAGCUGAGCCGAUACUGAAAUGUGACGUCAACAGACUGCCGGACUGAUUGGAGUGUCGUCACUGGAAGUCAUGAGCAAGAAUCAAAACUGCCAUCUUUAAAAAACAAAAAACAAAGAACAAACUGGCAAGCAGAUACGGCUGCUGUCCACAGAAAUACACUGUGGUCUGUCAACGUGGUGCAGACCCUGCUUUGUUUGGUAGCUGACAAGAGGAUCCAGAGAGAGCUGGACCCAAAACAACGUCACGGCAGUUUUGUGCAGCCGUGCUAUGAUGACCCCGCCCACGUUGAGUAGCCUAUGAGCUGUCGUGGGCCCUUCCUCGUUACACACCCAGCGGGGCUUUAAAAAGGAAGGGCUGGAGGUCUUAGCAGCCACACUCUCUCUACGCCUGUGUGUCUGCCUGUUGGACUCGGUGUGCUGCUCCAAAAAAAAGCGGCUGUGUCAACCUCUUCAGCCUCCAGGUUGCUUGGAUCAAUGAUGCAUAAACCGCAGCACGGGGCCCCCGAUCUCAUGCUCAUCCUCCUGUGCCCCAUCCUGCUGGCUGUGGGCCGUGCUGCUGUGGAGAGCCAAGCACUGCAUGAACUGGAGAAGGAACCAGCUUAUUGGGAUGCUCAGGCAAGAGCGACACUGGAUGCUGCACUGAAACUCCACCCUCAGAAUCACCGGGCCAAGAACAUCAUCCUGUUCCUCGGGGAUGGAAUGGGUGUGUCUACUGUGUCGGCAGCUCGGAUCCUGCGGGGUCAGAUGGACGGUGGUUCGGGGGAGGAGACGCUUCUGGCCAUGGACACCUUCCCAUAUGUGGCUCUGUCUAAGACCUACAGUGUGGAUAAGCAGGUAGCGGACAGUGCCAGCACAGCCACGGCCUACCACUGCGGCAUCAAGGCCAACGCUAAGACAGUAGGCCUCAGCGCUCACGCAGUGGCCUACGAGUGUAACACCACCUUCGGCAACGAGGUCUACUCAGUUUUACGACGUGCCAAGGCACAAGGUAAAUCAGUUGGUAUUGUGACGACCACCCGUGUCCAGCAUGCCUCCCCAGCUGCGGCCUACGCACACUCAGUCAGCCGCAGUUGGUACAGUGAUGCAGAUCUCCCUUUCAGUGCGCGCCAACAGGGCUGUGUCGACAUUGCCACCCAAAUGGUCACCAACGUUGACAUUGAUGUGAUCCUGGGGGGAGGGAGGCUCUACAUGACACCAAAAGGCACACCAGACCCAGAGUAUCCUACCUCCAACUCUCGAAAGGGGGACCGCAGAGACAAGAAGAACCUCAUUGACGUGUGGCUGAAUGCUAACCCGGACAAGAGGUCACACUAUGUGUGGCACAGGAAAGAGUUUGAUGAGAUUAAUGUUAAAACUACUGACCGGCUCAUGGGUCUGUUUGAGCCAAAGGACAUGAGGUUUGAGGUUUUCCGCAACAGCACACGAGACCCUUCCAUUGUGGAGAUGACGGAGAAGGCCAUAAAAAUCCUCAGCAAGAAUCCCAAAGGAUACUUCCUGUUUGUGGAAGGAGGGAGAAUUGAUCACGGUCAUCACGAUGGCAUUGCCAAACUGGCCCUGACAGAGGCUGUGAUGUUUGACCGAGCAAUUCAGCGUGCUGCACAGCUAACCAGAGAAUCUGAUACACUGACUGUGGUCACUGCUGACCACUCGCACGUCUUCACCUUCGGCGGUAACACACCUCGAGGGAACCCCAUCUUUGGUCUGGCACCAAAGAGAGCUGACGACAAAAUGCCUUUCACCAGCAUCCUGUAUGCUAAUGGCCCUGGGUAUGUCCAUGUAAAUGGAACCAGAGGCAACAUCACAACGGUAGAUUACUAUGAUGAGGAGUACAUGCAGCAGGCUGCUGUCCCGUUGGAUGCUGAGACGCACGGUGGGGAGGACGUCGCCAUCUACGCCAAAGGCCCAAUGGCUCACCUCUUUCACGGGGUGAAGGAACAGAACUACGUGGCACACGUCAUGGCAUACGCUGCCUGCCUGGAGCCCUACACAAAGUGCCCCCCUCACCCCCACACCCACACCCACACCUCCGCUGGGUGUGUGAACACACGCUCCUGCUUCCUCUUUGGCUUGCUCAGCCUCCUCUGGUUGUUCAGAUGACCCAGUCACACAAAUACGUAGUAUGCAUGCAGCAAAUCCGCACACUUGAUGCCGAAAAAGCAUUCCUGUCGGCACACACACAUUUGUUGUAUGCACACAGGCUGGCAGGGAUAAACAUAUACGGCACCACACUGUAUGUGAGGAAUAAGAACUACUCACAUGGCCUCCUCCCUGGUCACUCAGCAGACAUCCAAAUUAAUGUAUGAACUGCCAUGUAUUGCUUUAACAUGCAUGCACUGUCCUUUUCCAAGUGCUUACUGACAGGCAGACAUUACAGGACACAUGCAAAGAUUGACAAUAAUUCUUUGGGACGUUUCUUUGAGAAACACUCGUAUAUUUCCUAUGCAGAGCCAUUAGCACUUUACUAGGGCUAUUUCCUACUUGCAACAUGACUACUAACUUAACUAGCUCUUUUAUUAGUUAGUGAUAUAUGCCAGCGCAUUCUGUUUGCUCCGAGUUGUGAUGAACUGUCCUUUUGUUUACACGAUAAUCUGAGGCUUUCCUCGAAAAAUAACUUGAAGCAAUCAAGCGGACCAAGCAAAGGGCUCAGUGAUCAGCCUGUGGACAGCUGUGAUCAGUAUAUGGCAGACGCAGAAACCUGAAUAAUGAGCCAACUUGCCAAGCCAAGCUGCAACACCAAAAGACCGUACAAGAACUCAAAGAUUCUCUCAGUACUGAGUUAAAGAGUCUAACUUCAAGAUAUCAAGAUACUGUACCUAUUUUAGGGGUAGCUUUUAAUAUUUUUUUUCCAAUUUGUACUAUUUGGCUUCAAAUAGUAAAUAUGUUUUCUGUCAUUUGAUACAGUAUGUAAUCUAUCUGGGUUAUAUUUGAAUGUAUUUUGUAAGCACAUGUAUUUUUAUACUGAUGUUUUUGCAAAUGUUACAUAUAAAUA